Dentiscutata heterogama is the source of this 223-nucleotide messenger RNA. NCBI's taxonomy places the organism in Eukaryota, Fungi, Glomeromycota, Glomeromycetes, Diversisporales, Gigasporaceae. The record is from the annotation of a GenBank genome assembly.
AAAAAGAGAUCAUGAAGCUCUAUAUAAAGAAACUAUUUGCCGUAAAUGUCUAAAAGAAUCUGAGACCUUCGAACACCUUACAGCAUAUUCAGCAGACCUAAAACUUUGGAGUACCGAAGAGGCUACUAAAGUACAAAAGAUCUGGAGCUUUCUAGAAAAAAAUGAACAAGAUAAAAUAGAAAAACUAUACCUGCAAGGGAAACUGCUAGGAAGUCAUCCUUGA